Molecule: messenger RNA, 1142 nt
Organism: Paramecium sonneborni
Lineage: Eukaryota; Ciliophora; Oligohymenophorea; Peniculida; Parameciidae
Source: the annotation of a GenBank genome assembly
AUGCAUUAACAGCGUCGUUUAUCUCCAGCUCCCUCAAGUCCAUGUCCUAGAAUAUGUAAAAUUAUUUAUAUUUAUUGCUUAUAGAAUAGUAAUCCAACCGUAUGCAGUUCCUUUAACCUUAAUAUGUAGUUCCUUAACAGCCAUAAUAAUAUUGUUAAUAACCAAUUGUUCUUAAAACUGAAGAAUUAAGGCCUGUUCUUCAAUAACACCAUUAAUCUAGAGAAAGAGAUAAAGAAAAUUUAAAUCCAAAAUCAUUCUAAUCUGGCAGACUUAUAAGUUAACACGAUACUCCUUAACAUUCUUAAAGAUCUUUAUAAUAAAUCCCUAUUGGAGCUUUUCAAUCUUAAACGUCUAACGAAGCCUAAAUUAAGCAAUUAAGAGAAGAAAUGUUAAAGAUGUUUGAAUUCUCUAGAAAAGAUUUUGAAUUAGUUAAAUUAGAAUUAGACUAAUCAAAACAAGAUUUGAUUGAACAAAAAUAAAUCAAUAAAACAUUUACUACUUAAUUAGAAGCAUUAAAUUUAUAAUUAGUACAGGAAUAAGAAUUAACUAAAAAAUUAAAACUUGAAAUUGAUGAAUUAAAAAAAAUAUAAUUACAAUAAACACAUUAGCUUACUUUUUAUUCUGGAAUAAAAUAAGAAAUAACUUAAGAAUUGCAAUAAUAUGUUGAUAAUUAGUUGAAAUUACAAUCCACUUAAUCAUAAUAACCUUAAUCAUAAAUAACCUUAGACACUUAUGAUACUUAUAUUAAGAAAUAUGAAUAAUUUAAUAAAUAAGUCAAUGAUUAUUUAUUAAAUAGAAAAUUACCUGACAAUUAAUAUAAUGAUACAAUAGACUAAGAUAAUUGUGAUUUAAUAAAAGAAAAAGAAUCCCCUGUCCGUUUAUUGAAUUAAGAAGAAUAAUAAAUUAUUUUAACAAAAGAAGAUAUGGAAAGAUGUACAUAUAAUUUAAUUUUAGAUAAAAUGUCAAUCAUUCAUGAAAAUGAGAACGAAGAGGAUGAAAUUAUAUAUCAGGUAGAUGAAAAUGGUUAUGUUAUGAAUUAAGAUGGCAAUCAUUUGGUAGAUAAUUAUGGUAGAUUGAUAUAACUGUCAGAUAAAGAUAUUGAAUACUUUAAAAGCAAGAACUAAUUGGAUGAAAUCAAGUGA